Molecule: messenger RNA, 5713 nt
Organism: Spodoptera litura
Lineage: Eukaryota; Metazoa; Arthropoda; Insecta; Lepidoptera; Noctuidae
Source: RefSeq, a predicted model, not a curated record
UGAUCAAGCCAGUCAAAAAUGAGUAAAUGACAGGUUUGAGGUUUAGCCGUAGCGCUUCCACUUGACUGUUUGAUAAUUGAUAAUAUGAGUUAUUGUUUAUUGUUAUGGUACAAUAUAACAAAAUAUUGAGAAGUGUGAUAAUUUAAUAAAUUAUUUGUAAUACACGAUGGAUCUUAUAAACAUAUUACAAAGUUUGCGCUUAGAGAGCCUCGAUUACGGCUGGGCUAAAGCUGUUUCUCAAAGUGAAUAUCUAGAUUUUCAUGAUUUGCCGCCAGAAUACGAGGAUGCUAUUGAUUCUUUAGAAUUAGAAACUACUUUUAUGGAUAUAAUAACAACACUGGAUUCGUGGCUUGAGGCCGAAACAGAAGACAAUUCAUGGGCAUAUCUAAGUCAAACAAUUGAUCAUAUGAAGCUGUUAGCACUAAUAAGCUAUUAUAUAAAUCACGGAUGCAAAAAUGUCCGCAUCAGAGAAUAUAGGCUAAAUGCUUUACUAGUAUCCCGAGUUUACUUUAAGUUGUUGAGAAUACCAGGAUCUAAAACAUAUAAUAUUUAUCAUUCGCAACUGUUUGUUCAAUCACUGUCAUGCCUCAGCUUUCCAGUGACUAUGAGUGAUGAGGAAACUAAUUAUACUUCAGGGGAACUCACUCGAGAAAUAAACUCUGUUUUAAAUCAUUUGAUUAAGUUAGUAGAUGACUUGAAAUUAAUUAUAGAAGAUUUACAACUAACACCAGAUGAUAUGCAUUUUGAGGAAAUUCUGAGUAAUUGUAUUGAACCCACGGCUUAUAAGUUUGUUACAAAAUUACAUGUUGAUAAGAUAUUAGCAACAAAAAUUUCUGAAACCAGUUACAGCAUAAUAGAUGUUUUGCUAUGUAAAUCGGAAACCAAUCACAAUGAACAAGCUCUUAGGAUACUUUUUAAAUGCAUCCUUCCUAAACUUAUCGCUGCAUGCAUGGACAAUCGCGGUAUUAAUAAACAACAUAUUCGUCCAGCAUAUUCGACUUACUCAGUUAUCACAAUGGCAAAGUAUGCCCAACCAGCAUUAUCUAGUUACAUAAUUCUUUUAGAACAUCUGUGUCACACUCUAGAUGGUUUGGAAAAAACUGAUGUUCGCGAAAUUCGGGCUGAAUUGGUUGCUGGAAUGAUGACGUUUUUGUCUCGGUCAGCUUAUAAAAAAGUAACAAAAUGGAUACUGCAACUGUCCAAAACCUCGAAAUUACCACAUCGGCAGCUAGCUGUAGAAAUACUAGCUAGGAUGUUAGCAAGUGAUCAUUAUGAAUCUACCCCUACUGAGCAGCCAACUGAAAACGAUGAUGCUAUUUCUCCCGUUGCCGAAGAUCCUAAUGGGGGACCGCAGCCGAGCACGAGUGCUGCGCCAUUUCCAACAGGACAACAUGCCAAAAAUGACAAAAGUAAACAAAACUCAUCAGAAACAUUCAUUAUAACAGAUGAAAAUAGUCAGUGCAGCCAAGAAUCUGGCGAAAUGCAAAAUAUAGAUGAAGAGCCGAAUGAUAUAAUCAACAUUUUACGUGCGCGCAAACACAUAAUUCCGCACAUGGAAAUAAUCAGAGCCCUGUACGAACGAGUGCACGACGAGUCGGCCACUCUGCGCACGCGGGCUAUUGCCAUCCUAAAUGAUUGCCUCAAAAGCAAACUCCAGCCGGUGAUUGAUGCUGUCAAGACGCUGCAGGGCGAGGGCUCGGUGUCGCGCCUGACGGCGGUGGCGGCGCGCGCGGUGUGCGACGAGCGCGCGGCCGUGCGCAAGGCGGGCGCCGGCCUCAUGCUGCAGCUACUGCUGGACCCCGCCAUCGACACGCCGCGCUCCGCAGACCUCACCGUAUUAGUGAAUCUGUGCCGGGAUGCAAGUUUACUAGUUAGACAGGCUGCUAUUAAUGCUAUAGGUGAACUGGUGACAGUGAAACCUAGUGAAUCAGUUAUUGAAGCGUUUCUCACAGGACCCGUGCACCAAGUCAGUGACCCUGAAACUAAGCUUCAAGAACAGGUGUUGAUUCUUAUCGAAAACGUCCUAAUUGAUAGACUCAAAAAGUUUAACACGUCAGGAUGCGAUCCAUUGCCUUGGUUGAUCCUCGCAGGAAUGGUGAAACAUAAAAUGAAGAUGCACUUGCAAAAAGUCUGUGUUCUGCUUUCUAAGUUUAGGAAGUGCCUCAACCAUCGUCUAGUGGACAUAUUGAGCACACACUUGUCUGCAGUGAACAACGAACGUGACUUGCAGUGCUUGGUACUUUUGACAAGUUUGGCAAGACACGUGGACUACUCAGACGUUGGUUUUAUACUGGAUUACUAUUACAGACUGAUUGGUAUGGACGAGGUCCAAGACGUGCGUCUGAUGUCACAAACUCUGGAACUGUUAAGCUUAUGGUCUCGGUUUCUGCCACCUGAAGAUCGCACCUCGCUACGUCAUCACAUCGUGCGCCGUCUUGUUGAAGCACAAGAUGAUGGAUGCCGAAUAUUGCGCGCACAGUUGGCGGCUCAUUUAGAUCCUGAUAACUUGAUAUGGGCUGCAGAAAUGAUGCAGAUGUCGGAACAACGCGCUAUGUUGGACUGUGAUGUAAGUGAAGCGCUCCGUGCGGCGGACUUGUCCCUGGUGGCGCCCAUACCACCCUCACCGGGCCUUCUGCAAGUCUUUCUCCAGGCUAUCAACGAUGCACUUCCUGAGUGCGAGCGGAGCGGCGCGUGCGUGGCGGGCGCGUGCGUGGCGGGCGCGUGCGUGGCGGGCUCGAGUGAGGCGGGCGCGAGAUUGGCGGGCUCGAGUGAGGCGGGCGCGUCCGUGGCGGGCGCGUGCGUGGCGGGCGCGAGAUUGGCGGGCUCGAGGGAGGCGGGCGCGUGCGUGGCAGGCGCGGCGCGGCUGUGCGUGCGCUCGCGCGCGGCGGCGGCGGCGGCGGCGCCCACCUUCGCGGCACUGCUGGCGCGCCACGACCAGUCGCUGCCCGUGCGCGUCAACUCACUCAUCGCGCUCAGCGAUAUAUGCGCCAGGUACACGUGUAUAGUAGAGCCACUACUUGGCACUAUGUGUGAUUGCCUGUCCAAGGAGUCACCAGUGCAGUUACGUCGGCGAGCCGCUCGUGAACUUACUCGCCUUUUAUUGGGCGAAUAUUUACGUCUCCGUACACCUCUGUACUAUCGAUAUUGCGCUUUGUUAGCGGACGCAGAUGAUGACGUACGUGAACCAGCCGAAUACUAUGUAUCCUGUGGCCUUACUGCCGACACCAUUUACCAUCACUUUGUUGAUUGCCUCCUACAUUACAACCACGAUGACAAAGAUCCUAUCAGUUUCGACUCCCGUCAGCUGAUCUAUGACGUGAUGCUGCAGCGUUUGUCCAUGGUGCAAAGACUUAACAUCCAAUGUCGGCUGGCGCGCGAUGUAUUGGAACAUGCCGUGGACCUCAUGGACGAAGACGAUGAACUGUCUCCCGCAAUGAAUGCAGCUCUCCUUGAUACUACCACACUGCUCUGCGGACCCAGGCUAAAACUGCCCAAAAAGCCACAAAAAGCUAGCAACAACUUAGAGGAGUUACAGGAAAGAGUUACUACUAACAUCGUGUCUCGGAAAAUGAAGAUGGCAGUAGCAGAGGUCUUAGUGCCGGCAGUGAUUAAGUUAUACUCACGUAUGAAACCGCGCGGAGGCCAAGUAACAACAUAUCUUUUACAACUAUCUACUGAUCUCGUAAAAGACUAUGAAUCGGAGAUCGAGGAGGUGUUCGAAGACGGCAGUGAGCUGAUGAAGCAAGUGAAGUGGUUCCAAGAGUCCAUCGGCAUGGAGCCCCGGCUGGGCAACGUGCGCAACCUGGUAACGCGCAGCGCGCCGCCCGAGCCCGACACGCCGCGCUCGUCGCGCCGCCGCGCGCGCCCGCCGCGCACGCCGCACUCGCCGCGCAAACGGGCGCUGCGCGUCUAGUGCUGGGCCUAUACUAUCCGUUUUAUUAUACGUCUGGCCAAAGAAUUCGUUCCUGUCGCGAAUCAUAUUCGCGAAUACAAACGCAUUCAAAAGAACACGGAAGUUUUAUCGCGAACGAAUCUUUGCGUUCAAGUAAAACUAUAGCAUUUGUGUUUCACCUGCGUCACUACAAUACACAUAAUGUUCAUUGUUAAGUUUAUGAACUGAUUGAUGACUAUAUUAAAACGAAAGUAAAAGAUGGCACCAUACAAUGCACACGCUGCAUUUUAACAAUUUAUCAUUAGUUUGGUGAAAUCCAGAUCGAACCCGUACACACUCAACGUCCAGGCACUGUAUAAAGAAUGUUUAAGAACCAUUCCUUGCUGGCAAAGCAAUUUAUCAGGUUCCCGUUCGACCAAAUUACAACCAAAUUUUGACAGCAUUGGCAUACUAUGCUAAUGGCUUAAAAGGGCUUUGAAGGGUCUACAGAUGCUGCUAAAACCUUUCGAUACCUGUCGAUUACAUUAUAGUAAGCAUAACAAUGAACACCUGGUUGAUAACUUAAGAAAGGAGACAAAUAAGGCAUUUAAAAUAAAAUAUUCUACGAAUCAAUCAAACAUAACUGACCAACCAAAUUUAAAUAUAUUGUAAAAAAAAAAACAAAAAUUGUGGCGGGCAAGGGUGGGCAGAGUGGACUACCAAUAAUGUUAUUAUUAUUUUAAGCUAAUAAAGGUUGUGUGGAAUGCGCAUAGACUGCGUAGACGCCGAUACGAUUGAUAGAUUUAAUAUUGUUGAUACUACAAAGUCCCUAUUUAGAGAUACCUAGUAUAUUUUUGUUAUCAAAUGAUUGAACUAAAUAAAUUUACUCGUUAUGUUUUGUAGGUAAGUAUUACUUAUUUGUGUUUGUGAAAAUCGUCUAGGUAGGUGGACUAGCUGAAAGAGACAAACCGGUGUAGGUAUUAUAUUAAUUAGGAGGAGGACAGGCAACAACAAUUCUGAGAAGAAAAUCUUAAGUCUACGAAAGUGAGAUGAAGCAAAUAUAAGAUGUAUUAUUAAACAAUUUGCUUCGUGUUACUUCCAAGGCCUUAAGUCGCUACACACUAGGUUACUGAAAAUGGGAGGAAGAACUCUGCUGAAUGAAAAUACAGGCCCAAUCAACAUUCGUAGGAUAGAAUUUUUCAAUCCGAUGGAUUUGGAUGUAUAGUAGUUUAUAAAACUCAAGUGAAGACAUUCACAGCCCGUGUUUUCUCAGUUUUCCAACUGUUGACAGGUUUUUCUACGGCAAUUUCUUUACACAAGUUUUAUGUGAACGACUAUUGAGUAAAAAACUCAGUCAGAAAUAAACAUUUAGAAGGUCGUAUUUUGUUCUUCUUUCAUCAUGAUGAUAAUAACCAAUAUGUAAAUAACAAUUAACAUAACCUCAGGGACCCUGAGAUACUUUUGGAAAAAGAUUCUAAAGGUCAAUAUUUGCAAGUGUGUUGUGCCUAUACCACGACUGAGAUGAGUGGGGCCCAUGUCUAUCGCGGCGCAUCUACCAAGUGAGAUCCCGUCCGUAAAAUUCAGUGUAACUGUGAUAUUUACUUAUUGUUGGAUAUAGAAGACAACGAUUUUCUAGAAUGAGCUUGCUUACUAGAAGUGCACUGUAGUUGUAAAUUAAUUAAUUAAAUCAAAUAUAAUAAUAAUAAUAAUUUUAUUCAGCUCGCAGUGUUGCUUCUUAGUUUGGUGCGUUUUUGUUUGUUGACGGUAAUUAGAAACUACAAAUAUCUAUUAGUAAAUCAAAUGUAAUAAUAUUUUUUGACAUAAAUAAAACUAAAGUACUGA